GCGGCGGUACCAACACGCGUUAAAAAUGUCUUAUGUCAGUGACAUAUAGGCUCACGCGGACCUUGAAGCGGCUGUCGACGUGAAAACUCGGAGGGAAGAGGGCUUCACAGACUGAGGCCGACUGGCAGACGAACUGGCAAAAACAUCGCGAAAACUACACUCUUUGGCCUUGAAUGGCAAUCUCUAGGCGACGAUAGACGCCGUCACUUUCGGUAUCUUCCAGCCGGUGUAUAAAGUGCAAACCCAUCCUUCUCGCAUGUCAUGGCAUUGUCGACGUCGAGAGGGUGUGCGACAUGCAAAUUAGGGCGCAAACGUUGCGAUAGAGUGUACCCCGCUUGUGGCAUCUGUCGAGCUCAGGGUCUUGAUUGUUCUUGGAGCAGAGAAUCGAGUGAAGCGCCUGUUGAACGUCGGUCAGUGACGAGGAACAGCUCUUACAGCACGACAGCCUUGUCGACUUCAGUAUCGAGGACUCAUACACCUGUGCCACUUCCAUCGCCGUCGACUAUGGAGGCAGAUCGUUUGACACAUCUUUUGUCAGCUUUUCACUUGACGGGCUACCGGCUGUGUUCAUGGUCAGCUCUUCUCCCUCUUCCGCGUCGGUCUGCGGCUCCUAGUCUAUUGCGUACCACAAAACGCAAAAACACACCGCGUGUGACGACCUGGGCAAGCUACUACCUUCCGCAUCUCGCGACUGGUUCAACAAAUGAUGCCUUGUCUCUGGCGCUGGCAGCCUACACUGGACUUGUCCUGCACAAACAAAUCGAUGCCAUUAAUUUUUACGUCAAGGCGCUUCGUGCUUUGAGGGACAUUCUUGUAAAGUCGCCAGCAGCCAUGAGCAACCAGACGUUUCUGCAAUGUUGGGCUGCAACAGUUCUUCUUGCAGACUAUGAAGCGCAAUGUGGUCAGGUGCAAACUUCAGCGCGGCAUAUUGAAGGAGCCGCCAUCUUUACCGAGCUCAGUCUUGAGAGAUUCCCAAUCGAGGCUGCAUCGAACAGGCCAACGUCACAAGAAGACUCGCUCGACAAUAAACUCGCAAUUCUUCCCCGAAAUGAGCGCUGCUUGCCUGCAUAUUUGCGAGAGUACUCACUCCGACUACGGACCAGCAAUUUUCUGUGCUCUGCCAAUCAUGACCGAUGGCCUCAACGGCUCGCAGCUUCUGAAGACACAGCCGAUAAUGAUUUAAUGGACAAACUUUACGAAACAAGCGCCAGUUGCUAUUGGCACGUCAUGACGAUAUGCGAAGACUAUCACACAAUUAUUGAAUUUGCACCACCACAAAGCGCGGUGGAACAUGCACAGCUGCAGCAAUCAUUUGCGGACCCCCUUCGAGUAACGCUUGAAGCGCUGCAGAGCUACGAAGACCAAUUGCAGCAUAUUCUUGUCAAGUCAUGGGGCAUCUUCCAACAACCAGCCCAAGCGGGACAUCCAUUUCCAGGUGCGCCAGUGUUUGCCAAUCCGAUGCUUGCCGUCCCUUGGUUCUUGCCACAGGUUCUCAAGAUCUUUCUGGCGCCAUUUCUCCGCCAAGCAGAGUAUCAUUAUGCGUGCCAAUCAGCCAAGGGUGUUUACAAAGCACUCGAGGAAAUUGGUCAAAGCGCCUUGUAUGAACAUAACUUUCCAGACUGCUUUGUUGCUGCUCUGUGGGAGCGCGGUGUGGAACGGGACUGUAUGCAGGCUGGAUUUGCUAGACGCGAGCCUCUCUUUCGUGACGUUGUCAGGACCAUCUGGUCGGUCAGGGAUGCUGCACAAGAUGCUGGCCGGCCAUUAUCAAAGGAGCAGUCUCUUUUGCUCAGCAUGAGGACGUAUCGCGAUGAAUUGUCCAAAGUUUUGGCAACACCCAAAGGCAAGUAUCUGAGUGUGGGUGCUUUCUUUGGACAGCCUUGGUCUCGUCUGCAACGCCAGGGUCAGUUUCAAAAGAGUCGACGCACAACGGUCAGUGCUUGGCGAAAUCGGCUGGAGAGCUACCGCAAAGAUUUGCAAGAGAGCAACUUGUUUGAAGGUGCAGUGCUCGAAGAAGGCACACCUGAGCCACGAAUCACUGUAGAGGUGGAACAGGCUUGGUUCUUAAUUUGAGUCGUCAUGUAGAU
Messenger RNA from Protomyces lactucae-debilis, 2084 nucleotides. RefSeq lists its product as uncharacterized. NCBI's taxonomy places the organism in Eukaryota, Fungi, Ascomycota, Taphrinomycetes, Taphrinales, Protomycetaceae. The transcript has a single exon. The record is from RefSeq and is a predicted model, not a curated record. Gene Ontology annotation, biological process: regulation of DNA-templated transcription. Bases 262 to 2070 code for a protein of 602 amino acids. Gene Ontology annotation, molecular function: zinc ion binding; DNA-binding transcription factor activity, RNA polymerase II-specific.